Liolophura sinensis is the source of this 5906-nucleotide messenger RNA. Its product is annotated as mucin-2-like. Lineage: Eukaryota; Metazoa; Mollusca; Polyplacophora; Chitonida; Chitonidae. Bases 117 to 5609 code for a protein of 1830 amino acids. The record is from RefSeq and is a predicted model, not a curated record. The transcript has 2 exons.
UAUGUCGCGUCCACGAGAUCGCCAUCCAAACAUCUCAGCACAGAACACAUUCGCAUGUCUCAACAUACGGACGUGAACGAAAAUUGGCAUUUUAUGUGUAUGAGGUCAAGACAAAAAUGAGGCCAACCGUCUUAGGCAUCCUGAUAAUGGUCGGGUUCAGUUCUUUGUUAUCUCUUUCCACCGAAUCUUCAAAAAUAACUUUCACCAAACCUAAACCUUCAAAUAAUGUUAGUUUAACUAAUCGCACAGGAGGCCCAUCAACCAGUAUUAGCCUAACUACAAGUACAGAAAGCCAACCCACCAGCAGGUCAGGUCAAUACAGAAACCCAAAAGGCCCGUCCACCAGUACAACAGGUAGAACUAUCAGCAUGACAAGACCAUCCAAGAGAACUCCAGGUUCAACCACUAGCACAGUAAGCCUAACUAAUAAGAAAGCAAGUCAGUUCAACAGAAUAGCGGGUGGACCUACCACUAGCAGCCCAGCUACAUGGAAAAUUACUAGAAUGGCAAGUACAAACACUGGCAGAGUAACCUUGGUCACGAGCACGGCAAGCCCAUCUACGAGUCCGGCAAGCCCAUCUACCAGCACGGCAAACGCAUCAACCAGCACGUUAACCCUAUCUAGUAGCACAUCCGGACCAAAUAUUAGUCAGGCAGGUGGAACUACCAGCAGGGCAGGCCAAUCGGCGAGGACGACAGGCCCAUCCACCAGCUCAACAGGCCCAUCUACGACCACGACAACAGACCCAUCUACAAACACGACAACAGGCCCAUCUGCGAGCCCGACAACAGGCCCAUAUAAGAGCACCACAACAGGCCUCUAUACCAACACGGCAAACCCAUCUACAGGCACGGCAAGCACAUCAGGCAGCAUGGCAAGGCCAUCUACCAGCCCAGUAAGCCCAUCUACUAGCAGAGCAAACCCAUCUACGAGUACGGCAAGCUCAUCUACCAGCACGACAAGCCCAUCUACCAGUACGGCAAACCCAUCUACGAGCACGACAAGCCCAUUUAUCAACACGGCAAGACCCUCUACCAGCACGACAAGCCCAUCUACCAGUACGGCAACCACAUCUACCAGCACAGCAAGACCAUCUACCAUCAUGGCAACCCCAUCUACCAGCACAACAAGGCCAUCUACGAGUACGGCAACCACAUCUACAAGCACAGCAAGCCCCUCUACCAGCACAGCAAGCCCAUCUACCAGUACGGCAACCGCAUCUACCAGCACGGCAAGUCCCUCUACCAGCACAGCAAGCCCAUCUACCAGUACGGCAAGCCCCUCUACCAGCACGGCAAGCCCCUCUACCAGCACAGCAAGCCCAUCUACCAGUACGACAACCACAUCUACCAGGACGGCAAGCCCAUCUACCAGCACAGCAAGGCCAUCUACCAGUACAGCAACCACAUCUACCAGCACGGCAAGCCCCUCUACCAGCACAGGAAGCCCAUCUACCAGUACGGCAACCACAUCUACCAGCACGGCAAGCCCCUCUACAAGCACGAAAAGCCCAUCUACCAGUACGGCAACCACAUCUACCAGCACGGCAAGCCCCUCUACCAGCACAGCAAGCCCAUCUACCAGUACGGCAACCACAUCUACCAGCACGGCAACCACAUCUACCAGCACGACAAGCCCAUCUAUCAGCACAGCAACCCCAUCUAUCAGCACAGCAAGCCCAUCUACCAGCACGGCAAGCCAAUUUACGAGCACGGCAAACUCAUCUACAAACACGGCAAACCCAUCAACCAGCACGUUAACCCUAUCUCGUAGCACAUCUGGACUAAACAUAAGUCAGGCAGGUGGAACUACCAGCAGGGCAGGCCUAUCGGCGAGGACGACAGGCCCAUCCACCAGCUCAACAGGCCCAUCUACGACCACGACAACAGGCCCAUCUACGAGCCAGACAACAGGCCCAUCUAAGAGCACCACAACAGGCCCAUAUACGAGCACGGCAAACACAUCUACAGGCACGGCAAGCACAUCAGGCAGCAUGGCAAGGCCAUCUACCAGCCCAGUAAGCCCAUCUACUAGCAGAACAAAACCAUCUACCAGUACGGCAACCACAUCUACCAGCACGGCAAGCCCCUCUACCAGCACAGGAAGCCCAUCCACCAGUACGGCAACCACAUCUACCAGCACGGCAAGCCCCUCUACCAGCACAGCAAGCCCAUCUACCAGUGCAGCAAUCGCAUCUACCAGCACGGCAAGUCCCUCUACCAGCACAGCAAGCCCAUCUACCAGUACGGCACCCACAUCUACCAGAACGGCAAGCCCCUCUACCAGCACACCAAGACCCUCUACCAGCACAGCAACCCCAUCUGCCAGUAAUCCAACCAUAUCUACCAGCACGGCAAGCUCCUCUAGAAGCACAGCAAGCCCAUCCACCAGUACGGCACCCACAUCUACCAGCACGGCAACCACAUCUACCAGCACGAAAAGCCCAUCUACCAGUACGGCAACCACAUCUACCGGCACGGCAAGCCCCUCUACCAGCACAGCAAGCCCAUCUACCAGUACGGCAACCAGGUCUAGCAGGACGGUAAGCCCAUCUAUCAGCACAGCAACCCCAUCUACCAGUACGGCAACGACAUCUACCAGCACAGUAAGCCCAUCUACCAGCACGGUAAGCCCAUUUACCAGCACGGAAAGCCCAUCUACCAGCACGGCAAGCCAAUUUACGAGCACGGCAAACCCAUCUACUAACACGACAAACCCAUCAGCCAGCACGUCAACCCUAUCUGGUAGCACAUCCGGACCAAACAUUAGUCAGGCAGGUGGAACUACCGGCAGGACAGGCCUAUCGGCGAGGACGACAGGCCCAUCCACCAGCUCAACUGGCCCAUCUACGACCACGACAACAGGCCCAUCUACAAGCACGACAACAGGCCCAUUUACAAGCCCGACAACAGGCCCAUAUAAGAGCACCACAACAGGCACAUAUACGAGCACGGCAAACCCAUCUACAGGCACGGCAACCACAUCAGGCAGCAUGGCAAGGCCAUCUACCAGCCCAGUAAGCCCAUCUACUUGCAGAACAAAACCAUCUACCAGUACGGCAACCACAUCUACCAGCACGGCAAGCCCCUCUACCAGCACAGCAAGCCCAUCUACCAGUACGGCAACCACAUCUACCAGCACGGCAACCACAUCUACCAGCACGACAAGCCCCUCAUACAGGACAGCAAGCCCAUCUACCAGUACGGGAACCACAUCUACCAGCACGGCAAGCCCAUCUACCAGCACAGGAAGCCCAUCUACCAGUGCGGCAACCGCAUCUACCAGCACGGCAAGCCCCUCUACCAGCACAGCAAGCCCAUCUACCAGUGCAGCAAUCGCAUCUACCAGCACGGCAAGUCCCUUUACCAGCACAGCAAGCCCAUCUACCAGUACGGCAACCACAUCUACCAGCACAGCAACCCCAUCUACCAGUACGGCAACCACAUCUUCCAGCACGGCAAGCUCCUCUACCAGCACAGCAAGCCCAUCUACCAGUAAUCCAACCACAUCUACCAGCACGGCAAGCCCCUAUACCAGCACAGGAAGCCUAUCUACCAGUACGGCACUCACAUUUACCAGGACGGCGACCACAUCUACCAGCACGAAAAGCCCAUCUACCAGUACGGCAACCACAUCUACCAGCACGGCAAGCCCCUCUACCAGCACAGCAAGCCCAUCUACCAGUACGGCAACCACAUCUACCAGCACGGCAACCACAUCUACCAGCACGACAAGCCCCUCAUACAGGACAGCAAGCCCAUCUACCAGUACGGGAACCACAUCUACCAGCACGGCAAGCCCCUCUACCAGCACAGCAAGCCCAUCUACCAGUACAGCAACCAAAUCUACCAGCACAGCAAGCCUCUCUACCAGCACGGCAAGCCAAUUUACGAGCACGGCAAAUCAAUCUACCAGUACGGCCACCACAUCUACCAGCACAUCAAGCUCCUCUACCAGCACAGCAAGCCCAUCUACCAGUACGGCAACCACGUCUACCAGGACGACAAGCCCAUCUAUCAGCACAGCAAGCCCAUCUACCAGCACGGCAAGCCAAUUUACGAGCACGGCAAACUCAUCUACAAACACGGCAAACCCAUCAACCAGCACGUUAACCCUAUCUAGUAGCACAUCUGGACUAAACAUAAGUCAGGCAGGUGGAACUACCAGCAGGGCAGGCCUAUCGGCGAGGACGACAGGCCCAUCCACCAGCUCAACAGGCCCAUCUACGACCACGACAACAGGCCCAUCUACGAGCCAGACAACAGGCCCAUCUAAGAGCACCACAACAGGCCCAUAUACGAGCACGGCAAACCCAUCUACAGGCACGGCAAGCACAUCAGGCAGCAUGACAAGGCCAUCUACCAUCCCAGUAAGCCCAUCUACUAGCAGAACAAAACCAUCUACCAGUACGGCAACCACAUCUACCAGCACGGCAAGCCCAUCUACCAGCACGACAAGCCCAUCUACGAGUACGGCAACCACAUCUACCAGCACGGCAAGCCCCUCUACCAGCACGACAAGCCCAUCUACCAGUACGGCAACCACAUCUACCAGCACGGCAAGCCCCUCUACCAGCACGACAAGCCCAUCUACCAGUACGGCAACCACAUCUACCAGCACGGCAAGCCCCUCUACCAGCACAGGAAGCCCAUCUACCAGUACGGCAACCACAUCUACCAGAACGGCAAACCCCUCUACCAGCACAGCAAGCCCAUCCACCAGUACGGCAACCACAUCUACCAGCACAGCAAGCCCCUCUACCAGCACAGCAAGCCCAUCUACCAGUACGGCAACCCCAUCUACCAGCACUGUAAGCCCAUUUACCAGCACGGAAAGCCCAUCUACCAGCACGACAAGCCAAUUUACGAGCACGGCAAACCCAUCUACAAACCCAUCAACCAGCGCGUUAACCCUAUCUAGUAGCACAUCCGGACCGAACACUAGUGCGACAGGUGGAACUACCAGCAGGGCAGGCCUAUCUGCGGGGACGACAGGCACAUCCACCAGCUCAACAGUCACUUUUAUGACCACGGCAAGCCCAUCUACGACCACGGCAAGGCCUUCUACCAGGACUGCAAGCCCAUCUACGAUCCCGGUCAGCCCAUCUACCAGCACGGCAAACCCAUCUAUUAGCACCAAAAACCCAUCUACUAGCACGUCAAACCCAUCUACCAGCACGUCAAGCCCAUCUACCAGCACGUCAAGCCCAUCUAUCAGCAGGGCAAAACCAUCUACCAGGAAGGCAAGCCCAUCUACCGACUUAACAGGCCCAUCUACCAGCACGGCAAGCUCAUCUACGAGCACAGCAUCCCCAUCCACUAUCACGGCAACCUCAUCCACCAGCACGGGAACCCCAUAUACGAGCACGGUGCGCCCAACCACAAGCACGGUAGGUUCAACCACCAGCACGGCAAGCUUUAAUCAAGGCACGGCAAUCCCAACAAGAAGUACAGCAGGCUUAGCCAGCAGCAUGACAGGCAGAAUCUCCACCAUGGUAGGCCAGUCCACUAGCACGGCUGGACAAAGGACUAAAUCUGUACAGGGCACCUACAUUCCGGCUAAAGGUAAGGGCAAUUUGAAAAAAGUAUUGUACUGUCAGUGUUGGUGACUCUAAUUAUGAUCUACAGAGUUCUGUUUGUGCAUGUAGCUAAUUUUGACAUUCCACGCUAAACUAAGACUAAAGUGAGUCGACGGCACUGAAUACAUGACCAGCGCAAUAUCCCAGGAGACUCUCAACAAUGCGGUCGCUGUGAUUUUAAGUCCAGCCUAUGCUGGCUUCCUCUCCCUGGGAAUGUCUGUCAACAACCUGCACAGGGUAUAUGAAAGUCUGGUGACUGAUAAAAUGAAAUUAGUCAGACAGCCAAGGUCAUAUGUAGUUCCCGAAAGACAAUAAGCUUUAAUCACA